UUUCCGUCAUUUCGUCACUUCCGGUAAAGAUUAUUCCACCCAUGCUCCCGAAACGGUGAGAUAUUUAACAGCCUCACUGGAAAUAAGACCAAACCACAGACAAAAUGUUCAAAUUGGAAGGACUUGGCCCCAAGAUGGACCCAGAGGAGAUGAAGAAGAAAAUGCGACAAGAUGUCAUCUCAUCUUUACGCAACUUUCUGAUUUACGUCGCCCUUCUCAGAGCCACUCCUUAUGUGUUGAAGAAGCUGGACAGCAUAUGAGGCGAGCAGCUGGACUCUUCCAUCCAUCCAUCCAUCCAUCCACUGAACGUUUACUCCAUCAGAGACAGUAUGGACCAUCCUGAGCUGACAGACGGGGCCGUUACAAGUCAUCAUGUGGAACUCUGAAAGGCUGUGCGUCACUGGACUUGAGGAAACAACUUUUUUGUAAACACUGUCAACAUUUUCGUUUUUGGAUAAUAUAUAACACAUUGUGAACAUUGUUUAGUGUGAAUGUCAUACAAUAAAUAGAGACCAUGCUGAAUUUGUUAAUUAAAAAUGUGCUGUGUUUUGUUUGAA
Messenger RNA from Sphaeramia orbicularis (orbiculate cardinalfish), 557 nucleotides. RefSeq names its product translocase of outer mitochondrial membrane 5 homolog (yeast) (gene tomm5). Gene Ontology annotation, cellular component: mitochondrial outer membrane translocase complex. The coding region runs from base 105 to 260 and encodes 51 amino acids. The transcript has 2 exons. NCBI's taxonomy places the organism in Eukaryota, Metazoa, Chordata, Actinopteri, Kurtiformes, Apogonidae. The record is from RefSeq and is a predicted model, not a curated record.